AUGGGAAAUUAUAUUGAACCAGAAUAUGAAUGCACUGGUGUUGUAGACAAGAAGAGUGAUGUUUAUAGCUUUGGGAUACUUAUCAUGGAGAUUGUUUCUGGGAAGCCCCCGAUAGAGUAUAGCGAAACCGAGAUUGAGAUGCACUUGGUAGAGUGGUUUAAAGCCUUGAUUGCUGAACAAAACUUCAGUCUUGUUGUGGAUCCUAAGUUGCCUCAAAUGCCUUCGCCAAAGGAACUCAAACGAAUUCUGUUGAUUGCUCUUCGUUGUGUAGAUCGAGAGGUUGAUAAGAGGCCUAAAAUUGGAGAUGUGAUCCACAUGCUCGAGCCACACGAUUUGCUACUCACUGAUCUGAUCAAUCACACUACUGUUUAUUCUGAUGAUGCAGGGGUGUAUUUUGAGGCGAGAAAUUUCUCGACGUAG
This is a messenger RNA of Ilex paraguariensis (yerba mate), 420 nucleotides long. The record is from the annotation of a GenBank genome assembly. NCBI's taxonomy places the organism in Eukaryota, Viridiplantae, Streptophyta, Magnoliopsida, Aquifoliales, Aquifoliaceae.